Messenger RNA from Odocoileus virginianus texanus, 6427 nucleotides. The record is from RefSeq and is a predicted model, not a curated record. NCBI's taxonomy places the organism in Eukaryota, Metazoa, Chordata, Mammalia, Artiodactyla, Cervidae.
AGAGAGAGAGAGAGAGAGAAGGGAAAAAAAAGCAACAGCGGAGGGAGAGGCGGCGGAGGAGAGCGCGCGCGCGCCCCCUCCCUCCGUCCCUCCCUCCCCCUCCCCCAAUUUCCACCGCGGCCAAUUCAUGGACAGGAACUACCCCAGCGCCGGCUUCGGGGACCCGCUCGGCGCCGGGGCGGGAUGGAGUUACGAGAGGUCAGCGAAAGCUAGCUUGGUCUAUGGCAGCUCCAGGACCUCACACCCCGAGACGGACAUCUUACACCGCCAGGCCUACGCGGCCCCCCACCCACUGCAAAGCUAUGCCACCAACCACCACCCGGCAGGCCUCUCUGGACUCUUCGACACUGGCCUCCAUCAUGCAGGCUCAGCAGGGCCCGACGCCUCCGUCAUGAACCUCAUCUCGGCCCUGGAGUCCCGGGGCCCGCAGCCUGGCCCCUCUGCCUCCUCUCUUCUUUCCCAGUUCCGCAGUCCUUCCUGGCAAACAGCCAUGCACACGCCAGGCCCCACGGAGCUCUUCAUCUCAGGCGCCCUGCCCGGUUCCAGCACGUUUCCAUCCUCCUCCGCCCUUUCGGCUUAUCAGCACCCGGCUUCCUUUGGCAGCCGCCCCUUCCCAGUUCCCUCUUCCCUCACCCUCCAGGAUCCCCCGUUUAGUCCCCCAGCUAAUGGGCUCCUGUCCCCCCAUGACGUGCUGCACCUGAAGCCCUCGCAGGCACCCACGGUGCCCUCCUCGCUAGGUUUUGAGCGCCUGGCGGGGGGUGGUGUCCUGGGGCCCGCUGGUCUCGGCCCAGCCCAAACCCCACCUUACCGCCCUGGUCCCCCAGACCCACCCCCACCUCCCCGCCACCUCCCGACUCAGUUCAACCUGCUGGCUUCCUCUUCCGCUGCUGCCGCCGCCGCAGCCGAACAAUCCUCUCCACAGCUCUACAACUUCUCGGGUGCUGCCCCCGGCCCGCCGCCCCCUGAGCGGGCCCUGCCCCGCCAGGACACCGUCAUCAAGCACUACCAGCGGCCCGCCAGUGCUCCCCCACCCCCAGCCCAUGCCCUCCAGCACUACCUGAGCUGCGGAGGCAGCUACACCUCCAUGGGCCAUCGGGCCAACUUGGCCUGCAGCCCACUGGGCGGUGGGGAACCCUCCCCUGGCGCUGGUGAGCCUAGCAAAGCUGGGCCCAGUGGAGCCACGGCCGGGGCAUCGGGCAGGGCUGCAGGCCCUGAGGCAGCUGGAGGAGGUGGGGCAGGGGGUGGCGGUGGAGGUUACCGCCCCAUCAUUCAGUCGCCUGGUUACAAGACGGGCAAAGGUGGUUACGGGGCAGCUGCGGGCGGUGCCAGUAGGCCCCCACCAGCCCGUUCGACCGCCACGCCCAAAUGCCAGAGCCUAGGUGGGCCAGCAGCAGCCUAUGCCACUGGGAAGGCCUCCGGGGCUGGAGGAGCAGGAGGCCAGGCCUAUUCCCCCGGUCAGCCCCAAGGGCUUCUAGGACCCCAGGCUUAUGGGCAGGGGUUCGGAGGGGGUCAAGCACAGGACUUGAGCAAAGGCCCUAGCUACUCAGGGGGGCCCCAGCAGCCCCCGAGUGGUCCCCCGCCUCCUGGCCUAGCCACGUGUCAGAGCUAUUCCCCAGACCAGCUGCAGGGGCAGCUGUAUGGGGUGCAGGGUGAGCCGUACCCGGGGCCAGCUGCCCACUCCCAGGGUCUGCCCACGGCCAGCCCCUCCCUCAGCUACAGUACUGGCCAUUCCCCAGCACUCUCAGGCCAUGGAGGCGGUUGGGGGCCCAGCUCCCUGGGGGGCGGCGGAGAGGCCAGCCCUUCUCACAUCAUCCGCCCACUGCAGUCGCCACCUGCCCCCGGCCGCCCGCCCGGAGUUGGCUCUCCGGGAGCCCCUGGCAAAUACCUGAGCUCCGUCCUGGCCUCAGCCCCGUUCCUGGCACCCCCAGGGGCCAGCAGCUAUGCAGCUGGAGCAGGUGGCUACAAGGGCAAGGGGGACGGCUCCGAGCUGCUGGCGGGCCCCGGCGGGCCUCCCGCUGAGCGUACGGAGGAUGAAGAAUUUCUCAUUCAGCACCUCCUCCAGGCGCCCAGCCCCCCGCGGACCUCAGGGGCAGAUGGCCUGGUGGGCGAAGAUGGGGCAGCAGAUGCCUCCAAGGGACUUGGGGGGAGUGGUGGGGCUGGGGGUCCCCCAGGCACACCCUACGAGCUGGCCAAGGAAGACCCCCAGAGGUACCAUCUGCAGAGCGUCAUCCGGACCAGCGCCAGCCUUGAUGAGGGUGCCACCGCGGCCCUGGAGCUGGGCCUGGGGCGGCUGAAGGAGAAGAAGAAAGGGCCGGAACGGGGUGGCGAGACCCCUGAGGGGCUGGCCACCUCAGUUGUCCACUACGGGGCAGGUGCCAAGGAGCUGGGGGCCUUCCUCCAAAAGAGCCCUCCGCCCCCACAACCCACGGCCCAGUCGGCCCAGCCUGCCCCCCACGGCCUCCUCCUAGAGGCGGGGGGCCCCGACCUCCCACUGGUGCUGCCGCCCCCUCCUCCCCAGCUGCUCCCCUCGGUCCUCAGCCACGCUCCCAGCCCCUCUUCCAGUGCUCCCAAAGUCGGCGUCCACCUCCUUGAGCCGGCUGCCCGAGAUGGGGCACCCCAGCCGCCCCCGCCACCNAAGCCCCCCGAGCUGCCCUCCACGGUCAACGCUGAGCCCCUGGGCCUGAUCCAGAGUGGGCCGCACCAGGCGGCCCCCCCGCCCCCGCCUCCCCCGCCGCCGCCUCCGCCCCCUGCCUCGGAGCCCAAGGGAGGCCUGACCUCGCCCAUCUUCUGCUCUACCAAGCCAAAGAAGCUGCUCAAGACGUCCUCCUUCCACCUGCUGCGGCGCCGCGACCCACCCUUCCAGACGCCCAAGAAACUGUAUGCCCAGGAGUACGAGUUUGAGGCCGAUGAGGACAAAGCUGACGUGCCCGCUGACAUCCGCCUCAACCCCCGGCGCCUGCCUGACCUGGUGUCCAGCUGCCGCUCCCGCCCGGCGCUCUCCCCACUGGGUGACAUUGACUUCUGUCCACCCAACCCAGGCCCUGACGGCCCCCGGCGCAGAGGUCGCAAACCCACCAAGGCCAAGCGUGAUGGGCCGCCCCGGCCCCGCGGGAGACCCCGGAUUCGCCCACUGGAGGUCCCCACCACCGCUGGGCCAGCGUCAGCCUCCACUCCUAAUGAUGGGGCCAAGAAACCUCGGGGCCGCGGCCGGGGCCGGGGCAGGAAGGCCGAGGAGGCAGGGGGCACUCGGCUGGAGCCCCUGAAACCACUAAAGAUCAAGCUGUCUGUGCCCAAGGCCGGCGAUGGUCUGGGAGCCUCCUCGGGCGAUGCCAUGUCGGGAGCUGACCACAACAGCCUGGACUCCAGCCUCACUCGGGAGAAGAUCGAGGCCAAGAUCAAGGAGGUGGAGGAGAAGCAGCCCGAGAUGAAGUCCGGCUUCAUGGCUUCGUUCCUGGACUUUCUCAAGUCAGGCAAGCGCCAUCCACCACUCUACCAGGCCGGCCUGACACCCCCACUCAGCCCCCCCAAGAGUGUGCCGCCCACCGUGCCGGCCCGGGGCCUGCCUCCCCAGCCCCCCACCGCCCCCACUGUGCCACACCCCCCACCCGCCAGCGCCUUCGGGCUGGGGGGCGCGCUGGAGGCCGCUGAGAGCGAGGGGCUGGGGCUUGGCUGCCCUUCGCCCUGCAAGCGACUGGAUGAGGAGCUGAAGCGGAACCUGGAGACCCUGCCCUCCUUCUCCUCCGACGAGGAAGACUCUGUUGCCAAGAACCGGGACCUCCAGGAGAGCAUCUCCUCGGCCAUCUCCGCUCUCGACGACCCGCCGCUGGCUGGGCCUAAGGACGCCUCCACUCCGGAUGGGCCCCCCUUGGCUGCAGAGGCUGCAGUCCCCGGGCCACCCCCGCUCCCGGGGCUCCCCAGUGCCAGCAGCAGCGGCACACCUGAGCCCCCGCUGCUGGAGGAGAAGCCCCCGCCCUCGCCGCCUCCCGCCCCGACACCACAGCCGCCGCCCGCACCGCCGGUCCUGCCCUCGCCACCCCCACUGGUGGCCCCCGUGCCCAGUCCGGAGGAGCCCGCCGCGCCGUCGCCCGAGGACCCGGAGCCGCCCGACGCCCGGCCCCUGCACCUGGCCAAGAAGCAGGAGACGGCGGCCGUGUGCGGGGAGACGGAUGAGGAGGCAGGCGAGAGCGGCGGGGAGGGCAUCUUCCGGGAGCGCGAUGAGUUCGUCAUCCGCGCCGAGGACAUCCCUUCCCUCAAGCUGGCCUUGCAGACCGGCCGCGAGCCCCCACCCAUCUGGCGAGUCCAGAAGGCGCUGCUGCAGAAAUUCACUCCGGAGAUCAAGGAUGGACAGCGGCAGUUUUGUGCCACCAGUAAUUAUUUGGGGUAUUUCGGGGAUGCCAAAAACCGGUACCAGCGCCUCUAUGUCAAGUUCCUGGAAAACGUCAACAAGAAGGAUUACGUGAGGGUCUGUGCUCGGAAACCUUGGCACCGGCCCCCAGUGCCUGUCAGGCGCUCUGGACAGGCCAAGGGCCCCGUGUCUGCUGGGGGUAGCGCCGCACCGCCCCCCAAGGCCCCAGUACCACCUCCUAAGCCCGAGAACCCUGACAAGACAACGUCCGAGAAGCCCCCCGAGCAGACGACUGAGACGGCCGUGCCUGAGCCCCCUGCCCCCGAGAAGCCGUCGCCACCACGACCCGUCGAGAAGGAGAAGGAGAAAGAGAGGGCAACGCGCGCGGAACGGCCGCUGCGGGGCGAGCGGGGCAUGGGCGGCCGGCAGAUUCGGCCGGAUCGGAACCUCACCACGGGCCAGCCCGCCGCCUCCCGACUGCCCAAGUCCCGACCCACCAAGGUGAAGGCCGAGCCGCCCCCCAAAAAGAGGAAGAAGUGGCUGAAGGAGGCGGCGGGCAGCGCCUCGGCAGGUGGGGGCCCACCGGGCAGCUCCUCGGACUCGGAGUCGUCCCCCGGGGCCCCCAGUGAGGACGAGCGGGCAGUACCUGGGCGUCUGCUGAAGACCCGGGCGAUGCGGGAAAUGUACCGGAGCUAUGUGGAGAUGCUGGUGAGCACGGCACUUGACCCAGACAUGAUUCAGGCCCUGGAGGACACUCAUGACGAGUUGUACCUCCCGCCAAUGCGGAAGAUUGAUGGCCUCCUGAAUGAGCACAAGAAGAAAGUCCUGAAGCGGCUGUCGCUGAGCCCAGCCCUGCAGGACGCCCUGCACACGUACCCCCAGCUGCAAGUGGAGCAAAGUGGGGAGGGCUCCCCCGAGGAGGGGGCCGUGCGGCUGCGGCCAGCCGGGGAACCCUACAACCGCAAGACGCUCAGCAAGCUCAAGAGGAGCGUGGUCCGAGCCCAGGAGUUCAAGGUUGAACUGGACAAAUCGGGAUACUACACGCUCUACCACUCACUCCACCACUAUAAGUACCACACCUUCCUGCGCUGCCGGGACCAGACCCUGGCCAUCGAGGGCGGCGCGGAGGACCUGGGCCAGGAGGAGGUGGUCCAGCAGUGCAUGCGGAAUCAGCCGUGGCUGGAACAGCUCUUUGACUCCUUCAGCGAUCUUCUGGCCCAAGCACAGGCCCAUAGCCGCUGCGGGUGACCCCACCCUGGCCUGGGGGGGGACCACCUCCUCCUUGAACCAAGAAUGGGGACAGAACUGUGCCCUCAGGAGUUAACCCCUGGGCCCCGUCACUGGGGAAGGGGGGGGGUCAUUGGUCAGGGUGUGUCCGUGCUGCCCCCAGAGGGCAGAGUUCGAAGUUCGACUCCCCCCCACCUCCCAAGCCCUCUCUAUUCCCUCCCCUUUCCCCCCACUGUCGGUGUACAGAGAAAUUAUUUAUAUAUAUGUAUAAAUGUCUAUUUAGUAACGGUUUCCCUCCCCCACCUUGCCCCGAUUCCCCCCUCCAUGGCCAUAGCCCCAGCCCCCUCCACCUUGUACAUAAUGUAUAGGAAAAGUCUAUGUAUGGUUGAGGGGGGCGGGGUGGCUUCAGAGAGCUGGGGGACCCCUUUCCCCCUCCCCACAAGCCUUCCCUCACAGGCCAAGAUCUUUGUUAAAGGCCAUUCCCUCCCCAGGGCAUUUGGCGUCGGGUGGGAGGGGGAAAAGCAUCUUGUUAAUUAUUUUUAAUCUUAUUUAUUGUACAUACCUGGGGCGGGGGUCUGGGGAGGUGGAGGGGGGAGAAGGGUCCCCUCCCUUUGCCCCUCCCACUCCUUUUCUACUGCGAUUUGUCUGUGUCUGCCCCCUCCACCCCCAUCCCCUUGUCAUCUGGAUGUGGUUCUAUUUUUUAUCGGUCUCUUCUCCUCCCUCUCUCUAACCCCUCUGCUCCCAUCUCCCCACCACCCUUUGUCUCUUGCUCUUUCUUGGGCUUCUGUACAACUCAACUUGUAUACACUGUGUACACACAACCAGCCAAACGAAAACCCAACGGCAAACACUUUA